Messenger RNA from Clonostachys rhizophaga, 2250 nucleotides. NCBI's taxonomy places the organism in Eukaryota, Fungi, Ascomycota, Sordariomycetes, Hypocreales, Bionectriaceae. The record is from the annotation of a GenBank genome assembly.
AUGGCGGCUAUCGAUGCAAACAGUGGCAGCUAUGCGCCGGAGAUAAUUGGGUACGCAGAGCCUUGGAUAGCCGCACCAGGGGACUCAGUCGCCAUUAAAAUUUCAUGCACAGAGUCCGAGUAUAAACAUCGUACAGUUCGUCUGAUUCAGGGUAUCGACAUCGACCACUCUCCAGAGAAGGCCGAGGAAGAAGUCCUAGAGAUCCCUCGUGGUCAUCAGAGGGGAAGAUUUCAGACAGCCCAACAAGGUUCAUACGGGAGCAUCCCCAACUGGGGCGCCCCAAACAUGGCAGAAGGCCUUCGGGUAUCAUUCUAUAUGCAGCCGUGGAUGGUUGAAUGUUCUCAUGCACAAACUCUGAUUUCCACGUUAGAUCCGAUCACAAAUACUGGCUUCUCUAUCACUUUGAACACUAGUGGAUCAUUGGAUGUUCAUAUUGGAACGAAGCAGGGAGUCGAUGUCAUCCGCACUGAGCUGAGACCCCAGAACAAAUGCUGGUCGAAGGUCAAGGUUUUAUUCACGGGUCAGAGACUUCAGGUCAAAUUAGUGCAUUUACCUUUCAGAGUCGAGCCGGUACCACCCCCUGCGGUAUUCGAGCAAAUACUGGACAAGACAACGACAGUGUUAAGUCCGAAUCCUCUUUUAAUCGCAGCGACUAAGGCCAUAUCUUCUCGCAGCGGUCCAGGUUGCCAAGGACCGCAUGUCACCGAGGUUUUCAAUGGCCGCAUUGACCGCUUGAAGUUAAAAACACACGACCAAAGACGUUUGGUCCUCGCUGAAUACGACUUCUCUCUGAACAUGGCGGGCGACCAGAUUGUUGAUGUGUCUGGCCGAGCUCAUCAUGGCGUCUUGAUCAACGCACCAACUCGUGCCGUUAAGGGCCGCGAUUGGGACGGCUCAGAAUGUGACUGGACCCGAGCAAAAUCUGGCUACGGUGCCAUCCACUUUCAUGACGACGACAUGGAUGAUGCUCAAUGGGACACGGAUUUUGUCAUCACCAUUCCUCGUACAGCUCGAUCAGGCGCGUACGCGGUUGAGGUAGAAACGGUCAAUGGCUUAGACAAGGACUCCAUCACCUUUUUCGUAAGGCCAAACUCCUGGACAUCCGAUAAUUCUAGCAAAGUCUGCCUCGUCUUUUCAACAUUCACGUACCUCGCUUACGCCAAUGAACGGCUGUAUGACACGACCCGCCAGAACACUGCCGACCUUGGGCCGGGCUUUGAUAUCAAUAAGUGUUUGAAGAGCGCAGAGUUUGAUAAGAUGCGCCACCGUAGUGACUUGGGGCUAUCUUGUUACGACCGACACAACGAUGGCUCUGGUGUCUGCUACUCCUCUGCUAAACGUCCCAUUCUAAACGUCCGUCCAGGUUAUAUAAUGUGGGCGUUUUCCCGCCCGCGCGAGUUCUCUGCAGAUCUUAUGAUGGUCGGAUUCCUAGAGCAACAGGGGAUCCCUUAUGAGAUUAUAACGGAUCAUGACCUACACAUCCGUGGAGCCGCAGCACUUCACGGUUUUAAUACUGUUAUCACGGGCUCGCACCCCGAAUAUCCUACUCUCAAAUCUUAUAACGCCUACAACGCCUUCUCAAAAAGUGGCGGCAAUCUGAUGUACAUGGGUGGUAAUGGCUUCUACUGGGUGAGUGGCCUCGAUGAUAGCCGUCCGCAUCGAUUAGAAGUGCGUCGAGGCGAUACCGGAGUGCGCCCUUACAGUCUGCCCGGGGGGGAGCACGUGAAUAGUCUCGAUGGGCAGAGAGGGGGCCUGUGGAGAUCCCGAGGUAUGAGCUGCAAUACACUGUUCGGAGUAGGCUUUUGCGCCCAAGGAACUGGCCUUGGUGUACCGUACAGGCGUACUGAAGCCUCCAGGGACCCCAACCUCUCUUGGAUGUUUGACGGUAUAGAGGGAGACCUCAUUGGAGAGUAUGGAUUCGGGGGAGGCGCCUCGGGUGACGAAAUCGAUCGGUAUGAUGUGAGAAAUGGCAGCCCCAAGGACGCUUUGGUGUUAGCCACAAGCACAGGUCACAGUGAUGAUUUUGGCAUUGCGAUCGAGGACCUCAGCUAUCCCGCAUUGAACACACUGGGAACACAGACGAAGCUGAUCCGUAGCGAUAUCGUCUAUUACGUCGGCUCCGGAGGCGGUGCAGUCUUCAGCGUAGGCAGCAUCAAUUGGUACUGUUCUUUGGCGUGGGAUAAGUACGACAAUAACGUGGCCAAGUUAACUGGAAAUACCAUCAAGGGGUUCUUAGCAGGUAACAGAUAA